CUGAAAGUGGAAUUUAAGAAUACUAGUAUAAUUCAUCUAUCAGGUUUGCCAUGGAAGUUGAGGUUGAGACUUGAUAGUGAGGCAGAGAGAGAGAGACUGCCUUAUCUGAAAAUUUUAAGUAUAGUCCAAGCUUCUCUUGGUGUCACUAAAGAGACCAAAAUAUAAUUUCCUCCACUCAAAGCAUACCCCUAUCUCGUUUGGAAAAGCCAAGAACCCUCUUCUCUAUCAAACUCUUAUAAGGCCUUUUUUUUCCACCAUAAAAGAAGUCUACGUGGUCUUCACUCUCUCUCUUUUCUCUCUUUCCUUCUCCUUCUACAGCCAAUUCCUGUAAGACACACUUUCCCGUUCCUGGUCAGGCCAUUUUCAGGCAGUUCCCAGUUGGGAGAAGAGGAAAAUGGCACAGAUUCUGGCACCCUCAACUCAAUGGCAGAUGAGACUGCCGAAGACCUCAACCUAUGGAAGUCCCAUUGCAACAAAAAUGUGGAAUUCUCUGGUAUUGAAACAGAACAAGCAAGGAGCAGCUAAAAGCUGUGGCAAAUUUAGAGUGUUUGCCUUGCAGUCUGAGAACAGUACUGUCAACAGGCUAGAGAAGCUGCUAAACAUGGACAUCACUCCAUACACUGACAAGAUCAUUGCUGAAUAUAUCUGGAUAGGAGGCAGUGGAAUUGAUCUUCGUAGCAAGUCCAAGACAAUAGCAAAGCCAGUUGAACAUCCCUCCGAACUUCCCAAGUGGAACUAUGAUGGAUCAAGCACUGGGCAAGCACCUGGUGAAGAUAGUGAAGUUAUUUUAUACCCCCAAGCAAUUUUUAAGGACCCUUUCCGGGGAGGCAACAAUAUCUUGGUAAUUUGUGAUGCAUACACACCGGCUGGUGAGCCCAUUCCCACAAACAAGCGCCACAGAGCUGCUGAGAUUUUCAGUAACAAGAAGGUGGUAGAUAAAGUACCAUGGUUUGGGAUUGAGCAGGAGUAUACCUUACUUCAACAAAAUGUGAAAUGGCCUUUGGGUUGGCCUGUUGGUGGCUACCCUGGUCCUCAGGGUCCUUAUUACUGUGGAGCUGGAGCUGACAAGUCAUUCGGGCGUGACAUCUCCGAUGCUCAUUACAAGGCUUGCUUAUAUGCCGGCAUCAACAUUGGUGGCACCAAUGGGGAGGUUAUGCCAGGCCAGUGGGAGUAUCAAGUUGGUCCAAGUGUUGGUAUUGAAGCUGGAGAUCAUAUCUGGUGUUCAAGAUACAUUCUAGAGAGAAUCACUGAACAAGCUGGUGUUGUUCUCUCUCUUGAUCCUAAACCUAUAGAGGGUGACUGGAAUGGUGCUGGAUGCCACACCAAUUACAGUACAAAGAGCAUGAGGGAAGAUGGAGGCUAUGAAGUUAUAAAGAAAGCAAUAUUGAAUCUAUCACUCCGUCACCAGGAGCAUAUUAGUGCCUAUGGUGAAGGAAAUGAGAGAAGAUUGACAGGAAAGCAUGAAACAGCCAGCAUUGACACAUUCUCUUGGGGAGUGGCUAACCGUGGUUGCUCAAUCCGUGUUGGCCGUGACACUGAGAAGAAUGGAAAAGGUUACUUGGAAGAUCGGCGCCCGGCUUCAAACAUGGACCCCUAUGUUGUGACAUCAUUGUUGGCAGAAACUACAAUACUGUAUGAGCCAACACUUGAAGCUGAAGCACUUGCUGCCCAGAAGAUUGCUUUGAAGGUCUAGGGCAAUUUGCCAAGAGAGAUAUAUAUCCAACUCAAGAAGCAAGCAAAUUGGUUAUAGUUAGCUCAUUCACAGGGAUGUUUUUGCACUUUUCUUUUAGGCUUUUAGGGAAGAUCCCUGUAAAUAAAUGUCCUCAAAUGAGUAAUUGCCUUGUGAUCUAGCUUGUCAUCAAAGGGUUCUCAAAUGGAUUAUGUCUUGUAAAUCAGAAUGCUCUUAUUAAACUAUCUUAGGUUAAUGGAUCUUGUGGGGGAGUCCUUUGCAUUCGCCCACUUUCUUCAAAAUUUGCAUCA
Messenger RNA from Theobroma cacao (cacao), 1980 nucleotides. It is a transcript of the gene GS2, whose product is annotated as glutamine synthetase 2. The record is from RefSeq and is a predicted model, not a curated record. NCBI's taxonomy places the organism in Eukaryota, Viridiplantae, Streptophyta, Magnoliopsida, Malvales, Malvaceae. Gene Ontology annotation, cellular component: cytoplasm. Gene Ontology annotation, molecular function: glutamine synthetase activity.